AUGUCGUUCCGCAAAAGAAAUACUGUCAUUCAUGCGCCGAUGCCGUCGUCACCAUCCCAGACUGACAACAGAGAGACACUCCCCGGCACUCGUCCAUCACCAUUAGAUGGUCGCUUGACCACGUCAACUGGUACAUCUUCGUUGGAUCAGCUGCUGGCUGGUCAUGCGGGAUUGCCACUUGGAAGUUCUCUGUUGAUUGAAGAAUCCGGAACGACGGACUUUGGAGGUGUUUUGCUUCGCUAUUUUGCUGGAGAAGGCCUAGUUCAGGGACAUCAAGUUCACGUUCUCGGCGUUGGAGAAGCCUGGCGCCGAGAGCUUCCCGGUCUAGUUCAAGCAAAGGAACAGCCGCCUCAUACACAAAGUUCUCCAUCCGCAAGUAAAAUGAAGAUAGCAUGGAGGUAUGAGACCCUGGGUAGCCAGUCAAAUAGUAAAGGUACAAGCACCACGCAGCCUCCACAGUUUUGCAAUUACAACAUUAACAACAGAAACCAGAGGCUGGGAGCAGACUGCGUGCGCGGCCGGCUUCUGACAUAUCCCACCCGAGACACUGCUAAACUCGGAUCCCAAUCUAUUUUCCCAAAUUUCAUAUCUGAGCUUCGCUCGAAUCUGAAGGCCUCGUCUUUGGUACAUCGAGUCAUCAUACCCAAUUUGCUUUCCCCCGCCGCGUACCCCGCCACAGCAUGCAAACCGGAUGAGGUUUUGCGGUUUUUACACAGUCUGCAAAGUUUGCUACGGCAGUUCCCGUCCCAACUUGCUACGGUAGUUUCGCUGCCCAUAUCUCUUCAUCCACGACAUUCCGGACUUUGCAAGUGGAUGGAGCUUUUGUUUGAUGGUGUUGUUGAACUCGUACCUCUGAAACAGCUGACGUACGCGAAGGAAAUUAGGGCGGAGGAAAGCAAAGCUCAAGGCUUGGUUCGUGUUCAUAAAUUGCCGAUAUUUCAUGAAAAGGGUGGUGGGAUGGAAGGGUGCUGGAAGAGAGAAGACAUGUCAUUUCGGCUCAGUGCUUCAAAUGGACUAGUUAUAAUGCCUUUUAGCCUACCUCCUGUCGGCCUUGACGAAGAAUCGAGGUCGUCAUCACACUCGGAACAGUCCAAAAAACAAGACCUGAAUUUCUGA
Molecule: messenger RNA, 1116 nt
Organism: Metarhizium robertsii ARSEF 23
Lineage: Eukaryota; Fungi; Ascomycota; Sordariomycetes; Hypocreales; Clavicipitaceae
Product: Ethyl tert-butyl ether degradation EthD
Exons: 2
Coding region: 1-1116 (371 amino acids)
Biological process (GO): tRNA wobble uridine modification
Cellular component (GO): elongator holoenzyme complex; cytoplasm; transcription elongation factor complex
Source: RefSeq, a predicted model, not a curated record